Schistocerca nitens (vagrant locust) is the source of this 3532-nucleotide messenger RNA. It is a transcript of the gene Lipt2, whose product is annotated as putative lipoyltransferase 2, mitochondrial. Gene Ontology annotation, molecular function: lipoyl(octanoyl) transferase activity. The record is from RefSeq and is a predicted model, not a curated record. Lineage: Eukaryota; Metazoa; Arthropoda; Insecta; Orthoptera; Acrididae. The coding region runs from base 389 to 1093 and encodes 234 amino acids. Gene Ontology annotation, cellular component: mitochondrion. The transcript has 2 exons. Gene Ontology annotation, biological process: protein lipoylation.
GCCUACAGGGAGCAGAAUAACUGUACUCUGUAGAUAAUAUCUACAUAGAUAAUAGAUAUACACCGUGCGUUCGUGCGUAUUAGUUUACAACAGCCGUUCAUGGGUCAUGCGCGUUAAGAUGUAUGGACAAUAGCAUGCACAACAGGCAGUGCCAAAGGCGACUCCACGUUUACUUUCUUUUUUAACUUUUGAGUGGUGUGUUAUUUAUUUGUGGCUGACGAUAUGAACUACAGGAAUAAAAUUAUUAAUAGCUCUGUUGAUUCUGUAUUGACAAUGAAGAAAUUAAAUUUUAAAUGAGCAGAAAUAGACAGACGUAGAUUAAUUUUGCAGAGACUUGGAAUUCAUCGAAAAAAUACUUUUCACUUAAAGUGCCAUUGUUUGUUUUGGGAUGAUAACACCAGUGAUAAGGGUACUUCAGGUGGGACCAAUGACUUAUGGUCGUGCCUGUCAUCUACAGAGAAUACUGGCAAAAGAACACAUAAAUGGCAAUCCUCAGCUUGCUGGUACAUUAAUUCUUGUUGAACAUCCACCAGUGUAUACCAUUGGCAUCCGGAAGAGGGAGGAGUAUGCUCAAGAUCAGUCACGUCUCUGUGCACUGGGUGCAGAAUUCCAUGUAGUGGAUCGUGGAGGCUUGGUUACAUUUCAUGGACCAGGUCAGAUGGUAGCUUAUCCUGUGCUUAAUCUCCGCUUUUGGAAAGGAGGUUUACGAUCAUAUGUGUCUAGGUUGGAGAAUACUGUAAUACACACAAUCAGUAAUGGAUUUGCACUACAAAAUGUCGAAGCGAGGCCUGCACCAUACACUGGCGUCUGGCUUGGUAAUGCGAAAAUUUGUGCUAUUGGGGUACGAGCAAGUCGUCAAGUUACAACACAUGGACUAGCACUCAAUUGCUGUGUAGAUUUGGACUGGUUUAAGCACAUUAUUCCUUGUGGACUUGAAGGCUGUGAAGUAACCUCAUUAUCUCAACAGUUAAAACGAAAAGUUGAGAUUGAGGAAGUGGUACCUUAUUUCCUUACUGCUUUUGCUACUGUCUUUCAAUGCCAUCUUGCAGAUUAUCCUGCAGCAGAGAAACAGAAACUAUAUGGAGAAAUGUGAAAGAACUGACCUUAUGUUGUGAAACUCGUGCUUUGUAUUUAUAAAAAUAAAUGAGAAACGUGUUGUUCUCCCACCUGCUUGCUGAGGGAGGGGAAUAAUUCUUCAUUGGUCUCCCCUGGGAUGCAAAAUAUGUGAUGGAGAUCUAAUGAAUGAUCUUGUCUGUUAUGUAAUGUGUGAGGUUUUUGCAACAUUUAUUUUCCAUACAGUCAACUGUUUUGUUUUGAUAGAAUACAUAAAGAUUUAUUUUGUAAUCACUUGUGUACAAAUUGUCUGAAAAUGUAAUUUCCUUGUAUUAUCAAGUUUCAAACAUUAAGCAAGAAAUGAGAAACCAAUAUGAGCAUUAUCUGUGAUGAAAUAUCUGAAAUAGAAGGAAAGAAUACUACCUGAUUCUUUAGCAACUUACUGAGAUCUGAAGAAAGAUGCACUCAGCAUAUACAAUAACUGUUGAACACUGUGUAGGCUUAUAAACAAGGUGCUAAUGACAGUAAAACAGCUUGCAUUUUUCUACAUUUACUAUUUUUCAUUUUUGGUUGCAGUCUGCAUCCUGUGAUUUUUCAGGGCGUGUUUGUUAUUUGGGCUUGGUUAUUUGAAUCUAUACUUUUAGUCCAUGGUUAUUGCCAAAUGCUCUCCAGCAUCUUGUUCAGCUCCUAACCCCUGGUUUCAGGUUGUUUUUCCUGUGUUUCAGUACCCAUACAUUUUAUUCUAUUAUUUAACAGAAGAGGUGCCUAGUAUUGAGCCAGAGACAGAAUAAUGCUUAGCUUCUAGAAAAAAAUAUCCCUCAGAGUACUCCCUCUUUUGGAUCGAAGGUACAAAUGCUAGCAGUUUAGCUGUGGCAUUCUAAAUUUGCUAUUUUAAUGAUUAAUAAGUAGAAACACAUUCUGUAUUGAAACUUGAAACUUCCUGGCAGAUUAAAACUAUGUGCCAGCCCAAGACUCCAACUCGGGACCUUUGCCUUUCGCAGGCAAGGGCUCUACCAUCUGAGCUACGCAGGCACAACUCGCGCCCCGUCCUCACAGCUUUACUUCCACCAGUCUCUUACCUUCCAAACAUUCUGUAUUCUCCAUCAACUAAUUAUGUAUAUGAGGUGGCUACUCAUCACAUAGAAGAGGUGUUAAGCAGUAGACAGGCAUGUAAAAGGAUACGAACAAGUACAUUUUUAGUUGUUCAUGGUGUAAUGAAUAAUCCAUUAUACAGGGUGUUUGAAAAAGAAUGACCAGAUUUUGGACAGUAAUAAUUACAAAACAUGGUAUGUGUCAGCAAGGAAAUGUGUGUUGUUUGAAUGGGCAUGGCCUAGAGUUUCAGGAAAUUGGCAUUAGAUGUCGGUCAGUGCAUUGUCUCAGUUUGCAGUCAGUCAGAAGAAAGACGGUGUCCACUCAACAGAAGGUGUUUUGCUUGCUGCAAUUUGCAAAGAGUGAGUCAUUGAUCUCAGUCCAGCUUGCUUUUUGUCAGCAUUUUGGCAUUAAUCCACCUGCACCCAUUGGUACAAUUUGAAGAGACAGGAUGCUUGUGCAACGGUAAGAAUCCAAGUUGACCUUACAUUUCUGAUGACAUGUAGGAAAAAUUCUGCAAAUGUUUGAGUGUAGUCCUCGAAAGUCUACUCGCCAUGCAAGCAGAGAACUAGCAACACCUCAUAUGACUGUCUGGCGAGCGUUAAGGUGUCAUUUGGUCUACAAACCAUGCAGACUGCAAUUAGUGCAAGAUCCUCAGUUUGGUGCUAAAAGGAAAUAGGUUGACUUCAACAGUGCUCUGCUAGAGGACAUGUAGGAUGAUAAAGUUUCUGCCAUGGUUAAUUUUCAGUGAUGAAGCAACAUUUCGUGUUAGCGAUAAAGUAAACUGACAUAACAUGCACAUAUGGGGACCCCAGAACCCUCGUGACAUUAUUGAACACAAAAGAGACUCACCUAAGAUGAACUUUUUUUUUCCAUUUCUCGUAAAAAAUUGUACUGUUCUUUCUUUUUUGAGGAAAACACAAUGACUGAAAUGAGCUAUCUUCAAACACUCCAGAAUUGUCUUUUUCUGUAACUUCAGGAGGGUUCCGAUGACUUCGUUUUCCAACUGGAUGGCGCGCCAUCGCACUGGCACAACAACAUACAUCAGUUUCUGAAUGACACUCUGCUUUAGAGCUGGAAAGGGCACACACAACCAUGAGACACUAUCCUGCAUUCUUGUUCUCCAAAAUAGUCAAUUUUUUCUUGUGGAGAUAUGUGAAGGAAAGUGUGUUCAUUUCCCCUUUACCUCAUGACAUAGAAGAAGUAAAAGUAAAUACAUUGUGAAAUGUUUAUGAUGAAUUUAGCUAUUGUCCAGAUGUUGUUCAUGCUGGUGGUGGUGGACGCAGGGCAUUUGUAAUAGCAUAGCUCAAAACUUAAAGAUUUUGUGAGUAUUUUGUAAUAUAGCCCAUGUUUGUAGUAUGUUUUUAUCAGUAAAUAUGGUGUUUUGAAA